CGCCACCGGGCAUCCGAAUCCACCAAUCACUUCAGCCCACUACAGCAGAGGCGGGACUUCCGGUUGCUCGUAUAAACCAACUGAGGCCUCCCCAUGCGGUUUUGAUCUGGACUCGGAAGCUAAACCGAAACGAAACACACAAUGGCUGAGAAUGAUGAUAACGAGCUGCUCGACUAUGAAGAGGACGAGGAGCCCCAAGGAGCCCCCGAGAGUGCAGCCCCCGCAGGCAAGAAGGAGGUGAAGGGCUCCUACGUCUCCAUCCACAGCUCAGGCUUCAGGGAUUUCCUUCUCAAGCCAGAGCUGCUCCGUGCUAUCAUCGACUGUGGUUUUGAGCAUCCAUCUGAAGUUCAACAUGAGUGCAUCCCACAAGCCAUCCUGGGCAUGGACAUCCUGUGCCAAGCCAAGUCUGGUAUGGGCAAGACGGCCGUGUUCGUGUUGGCCACAUUGCAACAGAUUGAACCCGUCGAUGGGCAGGUAUCUGUAUUGGUCAUGUGCCACACACGAGAGCUGGCCUUCCAGAUCAGCAAAGAGUACGAGCGCUUCUCCAAGUACAUGCCGACUGUAAAAGCAGCCGUGUUCUUCGGUGGCCUGGCCAUCAAGAAAGACGAAGAGGUCCUUAAGAAGAACUGCCCUCACAUCGUGGUGGGAACACCGGGACGCAUCCUCGCCCUGAUCCGCAACAAGACCCUCAGUCUGAAGAACGUCAAGCAUUUUGUCCUGGAUGAGUGUGACAAAAUGUUGGAGCAGCUAGACAUGAGGCGCGAUGUUCAGGACAUAUUCAGGAUCACUCCCCAUGAGAAGCAAGUCAUGAUGUUCAGCGCAACUCUGAGCAAAGAGAUCCGACCAGUCUGCCGCAAAUUCAUGCAAGAUCCCAUGGAGGUGUUUGUGGAUGACGAGACCAAACUUACACUCCACGGCCUGCAACAGUACUACUGCAAGCUGAAGGACAGCGAGAAGAACCGCAAGCUGUUUGACCUGCUUGAUGUGUUGGAGUUCAAUCAGGUGGUGAUCUUCGUCAAGUCCGUGCAGCGCUGCAUCGCCCUGUCUCAGCUGCUGGUUGAGCAGAACUUCCCUGCCAUUGCCAUCCACAGGGGGAUGACUCAAGAGGAAAGGUUGUCUCGCUAUCAGCAAUUCAAGGACUUCCAAAGGCGGAUCCUCGUGGCUACCAACCUCUUUGGGCGAGGAAUGGACAUCGAGCGUGUCAAUAUUGUCUUCAACUACGACAUGCCAGAAGAUUCCGAUACCUAUUUGCACAGGGUGGCCCGUGCUGGUAGGUUUGGGACCAAGGGCUUGGCUAUAACCUUUGUGUCUGACGAGACCGAUGCCAAGACUCUGAACGAGGUGCAGGACCGCUUUGAAGUCAACGUGGCCGAGCUGCCGGACGAGAUUGACAUCUCCUCUUACAUCGAGCAGUCCAGAUGAGUCCUCCGACCAAGCAGAAGCCUCCUCUUCAUGGAUCUUGUCCUGUGUUUGGAAAUAGAUGUACUUCACUGUUGAAAGCUCUGCGUUUUCCCCUAUAUUCACAAGUUAUUUUUAUUGUCAGUUUUUGGGGGUGGGUGGGGCGGUUUUAAUUUGUCUUUUAUGUUUUUGUUUUUUGCUUAAUGGAAUUAAAACUUUUUAUAAAAUGCCAUUUUACUUUUGUUUUUACUAUUGUCUCUACCCCAUUAUCUUUUGAUUUCAGUCUCGAUGCAGAGCUUCAGGGAAACAUUAAGAUGAAUCAUUGUGAGGAACGACAGUUUAGCUUGUUUUAUUCUCCCAUCUGUGUCCAAGCUAGAAUUGUAUAGAAAGUUUUUAGUGGAGGGGAAAUUUGACCCCUAGGUAGUAAUCAAGUAUUGAUGUAGUGAGUGAACAGAAAUUUGGCUCAUGGCAGCUCUUUCUAUAACUUUCUAACUGAAUGCCUCCAAUAAAUGAAGUCACCAAGUGGA
Mugil cephalus (flathead mullet) is the source of this 1925-nucleotide messenger RNA. RefSeq names its product ATP-dependent RNA helicase DDX39A-like. Lineage: Eukaryota; Metazoa; Chordata; Actinopteri; Mugiliformes; Mugilidae. Gene Ontology annotation, biological process: mRNA splicing, via spliceosome; mRNA export from nucleus. The transcript is spliced from 10 exons. Gene Ontology annotation, molecular function: RNA helicase activity; ATP binding; RNA binding. The coding region runs from base 142 to 1422 and encodes 426 amino acids. The record is from RefSeq and is a predicted model, not a curated record.